Colletotrichum karsti is the source of this 1614-nucleotide messenger RNA. RefSeq names its product ATP-dependent rna helicase dbp8. Gene Ontology annotation, molecular function: RNA helicase activity; ATP binding; nucleic acid binding. NCBI's taxonomy places the organism in Eukaryota, Fungi, Ascomycota, Sordariomycetes, Glomerellales, Glomerellaceae. The coding region runs from base 1 to 1614 and encodes 537 amino acids. The transcript has a single exon. The record is from RefSeq and is a predicted model, not a curated record.
AUGCCCCCCGCAGAUCCCAGACGUCCGGGUCGCGCGGCCGACGACGAGGACUCGGAUUCCUCCUCAGCCUCCUCCUCCGGCGCCGAGUCCGACUACCUCGACAGCCCGGCCUCGCGCAAGAGGAGAAGAACCGAACCCCAAGUCGAACCUGAGCUGGCAGGCAAUGACGACGACGAUGACGACGAGGAGGAGCUCAAGGCCGUCGUCUCAACCAUCCAGGCCCCUUCGCGGUUCAAGCGCGCCGCUCCCGAAAAGGCACCGCAAGCCGUACUCCCCACCCCGUCGCAAAACGCAAUCACCGCGCCGACAGACCCCAACACCACAUUCUCUGCGCUCGAUGUCAAGCCAUGGCUGGUCCAGUCGCUGGCCAACAUGGCCAUCAAGCGGCCGACGGGCAUUCAAAAGGGCUGCAUACCUGAGAUCUUGAAGGGGAGGGAUUGUAUCGGCGGCAGCAGGACGGGUUCCGGUAAAACGGUCGCCUUCGCCGUGCCUAUCCUCCAGAAAUGGGCCGAGGAUCCCACGGCAAUCUUUGGCGUCGUCCUGACGCCGACCCGCGAGCUGGCGUUGCAGAUCUUUGAGCAGUUCAAGGCCAUCUCCGCGCCGCAGAGCCUCAAGGCCAUCCUCGUCACUGGCGGCUCUGACAUGCGAGCGCAGGCCAUCGCGCUGGCCCAACGACCUCAUGUCGUGAUCGCAACGCCGGGUCGCCUGGCUGACCACAUCCGGACGUCGGGAGAGGACACAAUCUGCGGUCUCCGUCGCGUCAGGUACGUCGUGCUCGACGAAGCCGAUCGUCUUCUCGAUGCCACUGGGCCCGGCAGCAUGAUCCCCGACGUCGAGGAGUGCCUCUCCGUGCUCCCCCCGUCCUCGCAACGCCAGACCCUCCUCUUCACCGCCACCAUCACCCCCGAGGUCCGCGCCUUGAAGGACAUGCCCAUCAAGCCCGGCAAACAGCCCGUCUUCGUCUGCGAAGUCGACACCCAGUCCCUCGCCAUCCCGACCACCCUGUCGCAGAUGCACCUCCAAGUCCCCGUCACCCACCGCGAGCACUACCUCCACACCUUCCUCCUCACGGACGGCAACGCCCCCAAGUCCGUCAUCAUCUUCUGCAACCGCACCUCCACGGCCGACUACCUCCACCACCUCCUCCGCCUGCUCGACCACCGCGUGACGUCGCUGCACUCGGGCCUGCCCCAGCGCCAGCGCGUCGACAACCUGGGCCGCUUCCGCGCCGCCGCCGCGCGCAUCCUCGUCGCCACCGACGUCGCCUCCCGUGGUCUCGACAUCCCCGAGGUCGGCCUCGUCGUCAACUACGACAUCCCCCGCAACCCGGACGACUACAUCCACCGCGUCGGUCGUACGGCGCGCGCGGGCCGCAAGGGCGAGGCCGUCACCUUCGUCGGGCAGCGCGACGUCGAGCUCGUGCUGGCCAUCGAGGCCCGCGUGGGCAGGCAGAUGGAGCCCUGGGCGGAGGAGGGCGUCAACAUCGAGACCCGCGUGCUGCGGGACGCGCUCAAGCCCGUGACGGAGAAGAAGAGGGAGGCGCUGUUGGAGCUGGAGGAGGGCAGGGAGGUCGGUGGGAAGAGGAAGAGGACGAAGCAGAAGCUCAGGAGUUAG